AUGAGCAUGAGAGAACUAAUUCUGACCCACACCAGCUACAGCACACAAGAGAGCAGACCCUGCACCCCACUUGGGCAGCACAAUAGAGCUGACCCUGUUGUCAGGGCCCAGGUGAACAAGGGUGAGGGUAUGAGAGCAGAGGAGCUGACCUUCCUCCACCAUAUCCCCUCUAUAGCAAUCAGAAGAGAGAGCCUUACACCUUGUCUGGAUGAAGUAGUAGAGCUGUACCUGGCAAUGAUUCAGUGGUCCCAAUUUAAAGGUUAUUUUAUUUUCAAACUGGAGAAAGUGAUGGAUGAUUUCAGAACUUCAGCUCCUGAACCAAGAGGUCCUCCCAAUCCUAAUGUUGAAUAUAUUCCCUUUGAUGAAAUGAAGGAAAGAAUACUGAAAAUUGUCACUGGAUUUAAUGGUAUCCCUUUUACUAUUCAGCGACUAUGUGAAUUGCUAACAGAUCCAAGAAGAAAUUAUACAGGAACAGACAAGUUUCUCCGAGGAGUAGAAAAGAAUGUGAUGGUUGUUAGCUGUGUGUGUCCUUCUUCAGAGAAGAACAGUUCUAAUAGUUUAAACCGAAUGAAUGGUGUUAUGUUUCCUGGAAACUCACCAAACUAUACUGACAGGUCUAAUAUAAAUGGGCCUGGAACACCCAGGCCACUUAAUCGACCAAAGCUUUCUUUGUCAGCCUCCUUGACAACAAAUGGUUUGCCUGAGAGCACAGAUAGCAAAGAGUCAGACCUACAGCCAAGUGAAGAGAAAGUCCACAGCAGUGAUUCUCCAGGAUCCGAAUCCGAGGUUUCCUCACUGAGCCCUGUUAAAAAUAAACAUCCAGAUGAAGAUGCUGUGGAGGCCGAGGAGCAUGAGGUGAAAAGACUGCGGUUUGACAAGGAAGGUGAAGUCCGAGAGACAGCCAGCCAGACGGUGUGCAGUGACGGCUCGGGCAGAGCACAGGAAGCCGAAGCAGCGUCGUCCCCUCCGGAGCAGGACAGGGAGAGUCGCAGCAGGCGGCACUGCACAGAAGAGGAGGAAGAGGAGGAGGACGAGGAGGAAGAGGAGGAGGAAGAAUCUUUUAUGACACCAAGAGAAAUUGUCCCAGAAAGGAAAAAUCAAGAAAAAGAAUCUGAAGACACCUUAGCUGUGAAUGAAGAGCCUUCAGAGGAGGGUACUCACAUGGAGGACUCGGACCGGUCUCCAGCUCAGAGAGAUCCUCCCCCAGAAAGGAGGGACAGCGCAGGGGCUGUGAGGAGUGGUUCUGACUGCCUGGAGACAGAAGAGCCGGGAGGGCCCAGGAAAGCUGGAGAAGGUGUCUCGGGGUCACCCAUGGAGAACGACGAUGAUGAAACCACAGACGUCACAGACGAACCCAUGGAGCAAGACUUAACGACUUAGAAACACUUAGAGGCAGUAUUUUACAUACAGUUCUGGUUUUACACUGUAUCAACCUUUUAAGUAAUAAAGUGGACCUUUAGUUUUACAAGAGAAACAGGCUGUAAAAUAAAGAACCUUAAGAAUAAACCCUGAAAGAGUUGUACGGGGAAGAGCUGUGAAUACCGGCUCCUCUAGGUCCCGCUUAUUGCUGAUUUUCUUGUUUUGUUUGGUUUUUGCUUUUUUUUUUUUUUUUUUUCCUCUCUUUCUUUUUUGGUGUACUCAAAUCAGUGGUUUGUGUAUAGAUUUUUUUUUUUUAACUUAGAAUUAAAGUUUUUAAACUGGAAGAUAAUUAUAAUUUUGAAAACUUUUUAAAGAUGAUCACAUUUGGUUUAUACAUACACAAGGAAGAUUUUUGUCUUGUCUCUAGUGGUUUCCAUAUUUCAGUCAUAGUUUGAACAUGUUAACAUGUGAAUUAUAGGGUUUCAUGUGGUUUCAGAUUCUAUUGUUCAACUGUACAAUGGAACUUUAAGUCAUAUAUACAUAUAUAGAUUAUUCUAAGGGGGAAUGUUAUAUUUUUCUGUUUCUAUAAGAGAUGAAUACAGUGAAUACUUUUUUAUUGGUAAUGACUGAGUUCACUUCUUUCAGAAGACAUUUUCUUUCUCUUCUGAGUAAUUGAGAUAAAAUCUGGCCCCUGUAAAACCCUGGCAAUCUUUAAGUCUGUUGAAAUACCAGGAUAAACACAUUCCAAGAGAUCUGUGCAAACUAAAAUUUUUUUGUAUACUUCUAAGGUGCCUGAGGAAAAAAAAAAGACUUCAUUAUUUAUGAGAAAAUGUGCUUAAUGUUGGGAGUUGCGUAGGAGCAUCAACUCACUGUUUGGUAGAAUGAGUUCUUAGGAGCCUGACAGGAAACCAUCUCAGAAGAGCCCGCAGGUCCCGUUUCACUUGCUUUUCUGAACAUUGUGACAUUACACCUUUAUUUCUAAAUUAUUCUGUGUGCACAUGGCACUGCUGUGGAACAGCACUGUACUGGAAGAAUUAGGAGGUCCUUCAGUAUGUACCUGAGCUAAAAUGACUAGAGUUCUAGGGUACACAGAAACCACCAUGAUUUGUAGAACAUUUUGAAGUGAAUUAAUAUUUUUGAACAUGCUUCUUCGACAGCCAGUGUUAUAUUUUUCAGAUCAACACAAAGCACAAAGUUACUACUCUAAACUCAAUAUUUUCAAAUUCACAUAUUUAAAGUCAUGCAAGCUGCAACUUCCCUGUCAAAAUUACUGGCUGCCAAAUUUAUACCUGUUUCUUCAGCUGUACCUUUUGAUAUUUAGAAUUUUUAAAUUUCUGUAAAGUAGAUUUUGUAGACUGUAAUGUGUUCACUGCCUUUGUGAAGCGGUAUAAUUGUAUAAUUUCGUGUGUAAACUGAAUGCUUGGGCUUUCAAUACAGUAUUCAUAUAAAGCAAUAAAUAUUAAUGUUAUGAAAUAUUUGAGUACAUUUUUAUCAAAAUACAAAAGAAUGCCUUUUUUAGUUUCAGACACCUGAGGUACACAGAUGGACUUGUAGUAGCUGAUGCAAACAGUUUCUCACACUGUAUCCUAAGCUUUGGGGGAUUUGGAGGGAAGCCACAAGUUUGCAUUUUGACUACUUAGACAUGACUAUGACUAAAAAUAACAAGAUAUUUGGCUCCGUUUGUUCAUAGAGUAAUAUACUACUGACUGACGACCUUCAGGUUCACAGCAGCUAGAUAUAGUUAGGAAUCUGUCUAAUAAAAUUGAGUGUUGAUUUACUGCACCCAAGAGGGGUGAAAAUCAAAUGUAAUUUUUAAAACAUUUUGGCAAAAAUGUUAAAAAAUGAAGCGAAUUUUGAAUGUGACAUUCAUGUGUAGUGACCUGUUACUCUAUUUUGUUGAGGGAUUGCCAGUGAGAGCAGAUUUUAACCAUUUUAGGUUUAGAAACUUUGAGAUUUUCCCUUAGGGUAUUUAUGAGAUUGUUGUCAAUAAACCUGUUCUCUAAGCUCCUUUGA
This is a messenger RNA of Peromyscus maniculatus bairdii (prairie deer mouse), 3372 nucleotides long. The record is from RefSeq and is a predicted model, not a curated record. Lineage: Eukaryota; Metazoa; Chordata; Mammalia; Rodentia; Cricetidae.